This is a messenger RNA of Maudiozyma barnettii, 4638 nucleotides long. It is a transcript of the gene KOG1, whose product is annotated as ubiquitin-binding TORC1 subunit KOG1. The transcript has a single exon. NCBI's taxonomy places the organism in Eukaryota, Fungi, Ascomycota, Saccharomycetes, Saccharomycetales, Saccharomycetaceae. Gene Ontology annotation, molecular function: protein binding; protein-macromolecule adaptor activity. The record is from RefSeq and is a predicted model, not a curated record. Gene Ontology annotation, cellular component: TORC1 complex; cytoplasm. Gene Ontology annotation, biological process: regulation of autophagy; positive regulation of cell growth; cellular response to amino acid stimulus. Bases 1 to 4638 code for a protein of 1545 amino acids.
AUGACCCUAAUAUAUGGUCCUCAGCCACUACAGAAUCUAAAUACCAAGAUGAGACAUGGGUUCGAAGAACAAUAUAAAGAUGAGCAUCUUUUGCAGGCUUUAGCAAACGAUUUUAUAUUCUAUUUUGAUGAUAAGAGACACAGAACAAAUGGGAACCCAAUAACCGAAGAAACGAAACGAGUAGAUAAAGAACAAUAUUACCAACCGAUUACAAAUUGGAAGAUCACCAAAGAUCGUCAGAAAACGGUUAGUGCCGCCCUCCUCCUCUGUCUUAACCUCGGAGUCGAUCCCCCAGAUGUCGUUAAAACACACCCAUGUGCUAGAGUAGAAGCUUGGGUAGAUCCAUUAAAUUUCCAGGAUUCGAAGAAGGCUAUUGAGCAAAUUGGUAAAAACUUACAAUCACAAUAUGAAACAUUAUCUCUUAGGACACGUUAUAAACAGAGUCUUGAUCCUUGCGUCGAAGACGUGAAAAGGUUUUGUAAUUCAUUGAGAAGACAAUCUAAGGAUGAUCAAAUAUUGUUCCAUUAUAAUGGGCAUGGAGUCCCCCAACCGACACCAUCCGGUGAAAUUUGGGUAUUUAAUAGAGGAUAUACCCAAUACAUACCAAUUUCCUUAUAUGAUUUACAGACUUGGUUAGGUGCGCCAUGUAUAUUUGUCUACGAUUGUAAUAGUGCUGGAAAUAUUGUAAAGAAUUUUGAAAAGUUUGUAGAAAAGAGAAUUAAGGAUGAUGAAGAAGGAAAUCAUGAUAAUGCGUCACAGUCACCUACAGCUGCAUAUAAAGAUUGUUUCCAAUUAGCGUCGUGUCGAUCAAAUGAAUUACUUAUAAUGAAUCCAGAAUUACCAGCAGAUCUCUUCACAUGUUGUUUAACUUGUCCAAUUGAAAUCAGCAUUAGAAUAUUCUUAAUACGCUCACCACUAAAAGAUACCAAAUAUAAAAUAUUUUUUGAUAACUCUAAGAAACAUUAUGAUGUCAAAAAUGCUUAUAAAUCCAAAAUACCAAAUAUUAAUAUUCCAGGUAUGCUUUCCGAUAGAAGAACACCUUUAGGUGAAUUAAAUUGGAUAUUUACCGCCAUUACAGAUACCAUUGCUUGGACUUCUUUGCCAAGAUCUCUUUUUAAAAAGUUGUUCAGACAUGAUUUAAUGAUUGCCGCACUUUUCCGUAAUUUUCUACUAGCAAAAAGAAUAAUGCCUUGGUAUAAUUGCCAUCCCCUCUCCACUCCUGAGUUACCAGAUUCGAUAGCUAAACACGAAAUGUGGAAGUCGUGGGACUUAGCCAUGGAUGAAGUUUUGAGUAAAAUCGUUGACAAUCUGAAAAAUACUCCAGAGACAUCAGAUUUAGAGUCUCAGAUGAUAUUACAACAUGAAGAAUCAUUGCAAAAUCAAAAGAACGAUAUGAGUCAACAAUCUUCCCAAAAACUGCAACAAAAUGAUAGAGUUCCGGAAAGUAUCCAAGGUCAAUCGAGGUUUAAUGUUGGUAAUUUGAGUACAAUGUCUCUUGCCGCACAUCCAGGUUUGCAGCAAAAUAGCAAUGCAGGGAACAAGAAACCUUCAUCUGUUAAUGUGAUCACACAAUUACCUCAACAGCAAUUUUCAGGAUUCUUUGAACAAAACCUUACUGCAUUUGAACUUUGGUUAAAAUAUGUUUCUAAUGUUAGAAAUCCUCCAGAACAGUUACCGAUCGUUUUACAAGUCUUACUUUCACAAGUGCAUCGUAUCAGAGCAUUGGUUCUUCUCUCGCGAUUUUUAGACCUAGGACCAUGGGCUGUAUAUUUGUCUUUGUCUAUAGGUAUAUUUCCUUAUGUGUUAAAACUACUUCAAAGCCCGGCACCAGAGUUGAAACCAAUCUUAGUAUUUAUAUGGGCUAGAAUAAUGUCCAUUGAUUAUAAAAAUACACAAGCAGAAUUGAUUAAGGAAAAGGGAUUCAUGUAUUUUAUCAAUGUAUUGGUUCCCGACUUUGGUAUUAACAAUAAUUUACAUGGGAAUCUUAGUAAUGGAGGCAGUACACCAGUUAUGAUAUCAGAUGGCAAAACCUAUAGUAGUGCAAGAUUGCCACAACAUGAUCCGACACAUAAAAACAGCAUUAGUCCUAUCUACCAUUCAAAUGAUACUACUGAUGAGCAAAAAGCAAUGUCCGUCUUUGUUUUAUCAUCAUUUAUAAGAGAAUUUAGUGUAGGACAAAAAUGCUGUUUUGAGAUAGAACUCAUCAAGAAAUUAUGUGUGUAUAUCCAAAUUUCGGAGAUUCCACUCCUAAGGCAAUGGUGUGUUAUCUUUAUAGGUUUGUUAUAUUCGGGAAAUCCACUCUAUAAGUCGAUAUGCAUGGAGAUCCAUGUCUUUGAUGUCCUACUUGAAGCUCUGCAUGACCCUGUUCCUGAAGUGCGAACUGCAACAAUAUUAAGUUUAAACAACUUCAUUUCAGAAAAUAUCGAUACUGAUACCGUUAUUAGGCUACAACAAGAAUAUGAACAACAGUAUCAACAAUUACAAAUUCAAUUACAACAGUUAAUUAAUAAUUAUAAUCAAAAACAGAAUCAACAACAUAUGGAACAACAACAGAUGAAGCUAGAACAGCAGAUGAAUAGUUGUAUUAAUAUGCAACGUCAAUUGGAAAAUAUCGAUUUAAAAAUUCUAAGAUCUCAAGAGGUCACAAAUUUAAUCGCCGCUUUAGAACUUAUCAACGAUGGAUCCCCAUUAGUUAGAAAAGAAGUAAUUAUUUUUCUUUCCAAGACUGUAUACAGGUACAUCAAUUUUUUCAUUGUUGUUGCCUUUAAUGAGCUAGUGGAGAAUGUUAGUCAACUUGAGAGAACAAAUUCUGAGGCAGCAAAUUAUAAUGAUAAACAAUUUGUCGGAUAUGGAUCAGUUUUUAGUACAGUUUGGAAAGCCCUUUUAAUAUUGGCUAGUGAUCCUCAUAUUGAAAACAGAGAAUUAGCUGAAGAGGUUAUAGAUUAUGUUCUUAUCGAACUGAGUAUGUAUAAGGAACUUAGAGAGCCAUUUGGUAAACUAGAACAGUAUUUAGUUAAAAGAAACUCUAAAGUGUCUCCCGUCGGUAAAUAUGCAUUUAAAUAUUUGCCUGUAAAUGGUGGUAAAACCCAGAUCCGUUCAUUUACAACAGGUCAUAAUCGUAAUAAUUCUAUUACUGAUGAUGAAUUGCUGGAAACUUCCAGAUCUGACCAAAAUGGUGGCUAUACAGCACCUCUAUCGAUUAACAAAAUCUUCAAAAGUCUAGGGUUAGAUAUGGGCGAAACUUCGAAGAAUCAUUCGGAUAACGUCUCAGUGUCUAGUGGGAAUGAAAAUGACCUAAUAAAUGUUUCGUCAAUGAAUGAUGAACAUGGGGUGGCACCAACCCCUAAAGUUCCUAGAUAUAGUAGUAGAACAGAGAAGCUAAGAUUACCAUUCCAAAGUACGUUUUUGGAUUAUGCUUGCGAAUAUUUCCAAGAACCGCAGAUGAGAAAACCAGAAAAUGACGAAAAAGGAAGUAUUGAGUACAAUAGAAGACUUUGGAGGAAAAAUAGAAAUGAUUCUAUAAUUCAAGAGACUCAAAAUGAAAAAAAAUUAGCACUGUAUGGUGACUGGUCAAAAAAAUUUGUUACUCUCGAUAAUAAAACACAACCAAAGACAUUACAAUUUACACAAUUUGAAGAUCAUUUGGGUGUCGCUGAUGAUAGAGAUAAUAUUACGGUUUUCGAUUGGAAAACAAGUAAAACGUUAUCGAGAUUUUCCAACGGUAAUCCAUUUGGCACUAAAAUAACAGAUUUGAAAUUUAUUAAUGAGGAUGAUACCUCUAUUAUGAUGAUUGGAUCAUCUGACGGUAUGAUUAAACUUUACAAAAACUAUUCUUCAUUGGAUACUGUUGAAAAUAUCACUUCUUGGAAGGGAUUGACAGAAAUGCUUUUAACGCCAAGAUCGUAUGGUCUGAUUACUGAGUGGCAGCAAAGUAGGGGGUCUCUAUUAGCAACUGGUGAUGUUAAGAUUAUUAGAGUAUGGGAUGCCCAUACAGAAACUAUUGAAGUAGAUAUACCUGCCAAAACUUCUGCAUUGAUGACGUCCUUAACUUCAGAUCAAUUCGCAGGAGAUAUUUUUGUAGGCGGAUUCAGUGACGGUACAAUUAGAGUGUAUGAUCGUCGUUUAGAUCAUAGAAAUGCUAUUAUUCGUCGUUGGAGAACCAGUGGUGGUGGUAGAGACGUUUGGAUAAAUAAUGUCCAUUUGCAAAGAGGUGGGUAUAGAGAAUUGGUAAGUGGUGCUACCAAUGGAGUAGUUGAAUUAUGGGAUAUAAGAUCUGAAGACCCCGUUAGGACUUUCUCAGACGAAAAUAAUGGGUCAAAUAAUACUCAAAGAAACUAUUUAACAAUGGCUACUGCUGAAAUACACGAACAUGCUCCUGUUAUCGCCACAAGUACAAAACAGAUUAAAAUAUGGACUACAUCUGGUGACUUACUUUCUUGUUUUAAGAACACUACUGGUGGAAAUGGUGUUGCCAGUACUAUUGCUGGCGCAACAGGUAUAAGAUCAAACCGUAUUGCUUCGAGCUCCUUUGUUUCUGCUAUGAGUUUCCAUCCUCACAGAAUGAUGCUUGUUGCUGCUAAUUCUCAUGAUACAAGGUUUAACAUAUACAAGUGUAAAGAUAAUAUUACGAAUUAUUAG